AUGGCCAAUUGUGAUAAAAACAAAAACAUGAAUGCCCUGGAUGCUUUACGAAAACGUCGCGAAGCACUUGAAGCAAUAGUUAAACAUCACAAACAUAAUAAUUUUCAAAGAACACACACAAUAUCUCUUCAAGAAUUGGAAGAUAAUAAAUAUAAAAGCUCAGAUCGACAAUCAACGGAACCAAUUGCUUCCGGUAUGUUAAAUGAUGUUAGUAAUCCUGUCGAUCCAAAUAAUCUAAGUAAAAAUAGCGAUAUUAUUGAAGAUAGUGAAGAAGAAAAUUUUAUGAAAUGCUGUAAGCCAAAGAUGUUUAUUACUUCUAGUACUGAUGAUGAAGUUAAUACUUCCACAUUCUCUUUGCCUCGAGCACAUACCUUUUUUGGAAGCACUGAAAAUAUGGAUGUCUUAGUCCAGUCACAAAAUAACAAUGAAGCUAUGAUCAGUAACCCUAAUAAGAAGAUACAAGUACUUUCAUGUAAAAUUAUAAAAAAGCCCACUGAAAAUGAUUCUAAUAGUGUGCAGAUGCCUCUUCAGCAGUCACCAAUAUCUCCUACUCGAGUUUUAGUAUUUGACGCAGUAAUGACUUCUACAUCUGAAAUGAUAAACCCAGAACAAGAUUAUAAUAUUUCGCACUUACCUCUCCAGCAGCCACCGACAUCCUCAGCUAUAGUUGUUACAUCUGACGCUGUAAGUACUUCUACACCUGUAAUUACAAACCAAGAACCAGAUUAUGAUGCUACGCAGUUACCUCUUCAGCAGUCACCGAUGUCUCCUUCUGUAAUUGCAUAUGACGCCGUAAUGAUGCCUUUAACUCCUGAAACUUACAGAACAAACUUUAAUAAUUCGGAUAUUAAUUCGUGCCUAAAUCAAACUGAAAUUCAAAAUGAAACUAAAGGCAAAAAACGGCGUAAAACUGGAGUAAAAUCUUAUAUGGAUUUCCUCUCAGAUGAGGACAAGUUAGAUUAUUCUUCAGGUAGCUCCAACAAUUGGUCUAGAAAAGAAUCAGAAAGUAGUAGUGAAGAAGAAAUGGGUAUAAGGAAGAGAAAAGUUAAGAAAAACUCUCAUGUAGAAAUUAAAAAGAAAGAAAAGCCAGGAAAUAAACGUAAGAUCAUCAAGAAAUUAAAGGUAGAGGGAAAGUCUUACGAAAACAGGAGUGGGAAAAUCGUUCCCGAAAAAGAAAUUAAAAAUAAUCCAUGUAUAAAGGGCAAAUGCAGCAGAGGAUGCUAUGAUAUACUAGAAGAGAGACGUCGGUCGUUAUUUGCACACUUCUGGAGUUUAGAUUCUCAACGGAGGCGCGAUUGAAUUGCUACAUUUAAAAAGAAAUACGAAAACCAAAUAAAUGUCAAAUAUUCAAUGGCAGAGGAAGCUGAAACUCAAAAUAUAACGUUAAUGGAAAAGCCAUCAGUCAAAGGAAAAGGAAAAGGAAAAGGAAAAGGCAAAGGAAAAAGUAAAGCAAAAGACAAGUCAAGCGAAAACAAAAAGCAGGAAGCGGAAGAAGUUAAGCCACUAUAUACAACUAAAUUAAACAUUAACAAACAAAAAUACAUGGAUUUGACACGUCUCUGUGACAACGGAACUAUACCUAAGAGAUUUCAUGAAGAAUAUAGAAAGCUUCCAUGGAGCUCUAAUGUUUGUGAUACAUUAAAUGAAACUGAUGAAGAAGAUAAAGAAGAAGUAGAUAAAGAAGAUAAAAAUAAUACUGAAAAAGAAAAUAAUUCUAAAGAUGAAUAA
Messenger RNA from Arctia plantaginis, 1728 nucleotides. NCBI's taxonomy places the organism in Eukaryota, Metazoa, Arthropoda, Insecta, Lepidoptera, Erebidae. The record is from the annotation of a GenBank genome assembly.